GAGAACAACGGGUUCAACUUCGCCGCGUAUCCCAGCAGGCACGUCGCGCUGCACGUCAUGUACGCCGGUUGGGAUUACCGAGGGUUCGCGUCGCAGGGUGCCGAGCGGGACGGCGUGCGCACCGUCGAGGAGGCGCUGUUCCGCGCGCUCAAGCGCGUUCGGCUCAUCGCGCCGGACGCCACGUGGAAGACGUGCGAUUACACGAGGUGCGGGCGGACCGACGCGGGGGUGAGCGCCUUGGGACAGGUCGUCUCCGCCAGGCUGCGAUGCCGAGUGCCACGUCGCGACGACGACGACGACGACGACGAUUUGUCCGAGACGGGACGACUACACGAGGGGGAUGAGAUCGAUUACCCCGCCGUGCUCAACCGAGCGCUUCCCCGUGACAUCAGGAUCCUCGGCUGGACCUACGUUCCCCCCGCGUUCAGCGCCAGGUUCGACUGCGACUACAGGCACUACAAGUACUUCUUCACGGACUGGAACGGCCUGGACGUCCGCGCCAUGAACGAGGCGGCGAGCGCGUUCGUGGGCGAGCACGACUUUCGAAACUUUUGCAAGAUGGACGCGCGCAACGUGCACAACUACCGCCGCCGCAUCGACUCGUGCCGCGUGGUGCUGGCGGCUGGGGAACCCCCCGGGGUUGCGCACAUCGAGGUCGUCGGCACCGCGUUCCUGUGGCACCAGGUUCGCUGCAUCGCGUCCGUCCUCUUCCUCGUCGGGCUCGGUCGCGAACCCCCCGGCGUCGUCGCGCACAUGCUCGACCUCGCGCGGUGUCCUCGCAAGCCGCAGUACGAGAUGGCGCCCGAGGAGCCCCUGUUACUUUGGCGGUGCGGGUUUCGGGACGUGUCCUUUCGACUCUCCGACGCCGCG
Messenger RNA from Micromonas commoda, 870 nucleotides. RefSeq lists its product with no specific name. The transcript has 2 exons. Gene Ontology annotation, biological process: tRNA pseudouridine synthesis; mRNA pseudouridine synthesis. NCBI's taxonomy places the organism in Eukaryota, Viridiplantae, Chlorophyta, Mamiellophyceae, Mamiellales, Mamiellaceae. Gene Ontology annotation, cellular component: cytoplasm; nucleus. The annotation marks the transcript as partial. The record is from RefSeq and is a predicted model, not a curated record. Gene Ontology annotation, molecular function: RNA binding; pseudouridine synthase activity.